Bipolaris victoriae FI3 is the source of this 264-nucleotide messenger RNA. RefSeq lists its product as hypothetical. The record is from RefSeq and is a predicted model, not a curated record. The annotation marks the transcript as partial. Lineage: Eukaryota; Fungi; Ascomycota; Dothideomycetes; Pleosporales; Pleosporaceae. The transcript has a single exon.
AUUGGCAUCCUCUUUCCUCUUGGCUCCACGUACUCAAUCGCGACUGAAUAUCCGCAUGCGGAAUUUGCAGCCGACUGCGCCAUUGUUACUACCGGAGUAGGAAUCAUCGUCCGUUGCAUCGUGUUUUCACUGGGCGGCAUUCUCGUCAUCAAAUCCAGAAAUGUCAACUACAUUUAUUGUAUUGGCUUGGCGUUUAAGGGAGCCUUGCGAUUGGAUAGCAAGGGGGUCAAAAUUUUUUAUACCGCAGAAGGCAAAGGCACUGGA